Molecule: messenger RNA, 2807 nt
Organism: Micropterus salmoides (largemouth bass)
Lineage: Eukaryota; Metazoa; Chordata; Actinopteri; Centrarchiformes; Centrarchidae
Product: transmembrane protein 41A-A-like
Exons: 5
Coding region: 189-1037 (282 amino acids)
Source: RefSeq, a predicted model, not a curated record
GAGUUAAUAUGUCUAUGUUAACAACCACCAGAAGAGGGCGGUAGUGCAGCAGUAAGGAAUCCAGUUGCCGUUGACCCUCGAUAAAGCACAAGAAGAAGCAGGAGCAGUGGUUGGCCAUUGUGUCUCUCCGUACCUCUCACUGACAAUAAGGAGGAGAAGACGGUGUCCUGGCUAACAAAGUGAGGAAUAUGCGCUCACUUGUAGGAUUAUUUGCUGUGGUUGCUGCAGCAAGCCUGUACCUGUACUCACUGUCCCUGUACCUUCCUGCGGGACCACGACGGCGUCUUCCGUCAGCCGCCGACAGGAGACAUGUGGAGACAGCGGAGUCCGAGCAACCCACUGACAGCUCCGAGGAACCCAGCAGGUUGAAGUUCCCUUCGGACUUGGAGGAGCUGAGGGAACUGGCUGAACUCCUGCAGUUUUACAAGACGGAGCACACUGAAUACGUCCUGCUGCUCUUCUGCAGUGCAUAUCUCUACAAGCAGUCCUUUGCCAUUCCUGGAUCCUCGUUCCUGAACAUACUAGCAGGAGCUAUAUUUGGACCAUUUCAAGGGCUGCUGCUCGCCUGUGUACUCACCACAGUCGGCUCCACCACAUGCUACCUCCUGUCCCAGGCUUUCGGAAAACGCUAUAUUGUUAACCUCUUCCCUGAUAAAGUCUCCAUGCUACAGAGGAAGGUCGAGGAGAACCAGGACUGUUUGUUCUUCUUUCUGCUCUUCCUGAGGUUCUUUCCCAUGACUCCCAACUGGUUUCUGAACAUGUCUGCCCCGAUUGUCAACAUCCCCAUCACCUUCUUCUUCUGCUCGGUCUUCAUUGGUCUCCUGCCGUACAACUUCAUAUGUGUCCAGACAGGCGUCAUGCUGUCCGAGGUGUCGUCACUGGAUGACUUGUUCUCCUGGGAGCGGCUGCUGCAGCUGCUGGCCAUUGCCUGCAUGGCACUGCUGCCUGGCGCCCUCAUCCGCCGCUUCAGUCAGAGGCGUCUCAAACUGGAUGUCCGUUCGCAGAACGGGCUCGUUGCAGAUAAGAAAGUCAAGUGAUCUGUUCUGGAAUCGAGUUUGUUUGUUUCCUUGCACUUUGAUGACCUCUGCCGUGAAUGUAAUUAGUGGUGACUCUUCAGAAAAACCUUAUGCACAUACAUGUGUAAAGGUUUCUUUUAUCUGGGAGUGCUUUACUUUUCUGGAGCCACAUGGAGAUGGAGAGGUUUUAGAAAAAUAAGAGUGGCACAGUGGGAUUUGAGGCCAAGUAUUUUGUUUGACCAAAUGUUGGUGUUUCUGUGCCAUGGCGCCUGUUGGCAUGCACAGUAUAUGUAUAUUAUUUGGCUUCGAUUAUGAAAAGAAGAUUAUUGAGAUAAACCAAUUAUUGUGCUGCAUUCCGUUUCACAAUGAUGCUCUUGUUUUGUCUUGUAAAUCCAGCGCAUCCCUUUCCUUUACAGCGGUGGCUCUCGCCUAUGUCUAAAAGCCCAAACUCUCUCUCAGCCAGGCUGUGACAUAUUAAGUUCAGCUCAAGCCAAGAUGACAGGGGUAAAGACUGCUAUAACUGGCACCAUUAUUAGCUUAAGCCUUUGGCAUUUUACACUACAUAAAUAAGCCCAGUGGCUAGUGGACCUUUCCAUAGCUUAUAAAUUACAUGUAUUUUUACUUUUGUUACUAAUCGUUGAUUUAAGUCACUGUAUUUCAUGAGAGAACACCACGGUUGAAUUUCAGCAUUAUGUAAUAUUACGUAAGUUGUCGUCCACUCCAGUAGUUCACCUGUCACCUGCUCAGCCCCCCCAGGCAGCCCAUCUGCAGUCAACCUAUCGAAACACUGCCUUUCUGUCAUUCUGUCACCUCUAAGAGGCUGUUUAAAUUUAAUAAUGUUGGAUGACUAUUUCUUAUAACUUGGGCUAUUUGAGAUUUUUGGUGUUCUGCAUAAUAACUUUUUUUUAAUGGAGCAUUAAAUAAUUAUGAUUAUGAUUUUCGUUGUAAUGGAGCAGCCCUAAUGUAUAUAGAUAUAUGAAUGUACAGUAAUUAUAUGGAAAGAGGGAGGGGUUUUAGGGAAACUUUCGUGUUAUACAGUAAGAGUACUGCUUCAAUGUUAACAGCUAGUGUUUCAAGUGCCUGUCAUCCCUGGUUCAAACUUCUACCUCCAAAAAUGACAGCCUACCAGUGUUCAUAGUGGCUGGAUGGUUCCAAUGAUUGUUUUUUGGGUUUGUUUGGAUUAUUAUAUUUGUAAUGUAAAAACUGAUCAUGUUUGCAGUGUAUGUUAAACAACUUGGAAGUUGUAUUUUUCUUGUGUGACAAUCACAUUUUGCAAUUUUAGUAUAAAUUCUAAGAGUGUAUAGGACAGUUUUUACUAUUUUUCAACUCUGCUUGAACUUAAAAGAUUUUUAAAAUUGUAGAGACCAGAAUAAUUGAAUUGAAUAACAAAAUGUACAGCCCUGUUUUACCAUGUCAUAUCUAAUCAGCUGGAUUCAUAUCUGAAAGUGAAUGUGCAGUUUAUUCAGGCAGUGUGAGGCCUCUGUUAAACCAAGCCUUAAUAUUGCAUUGCAAUCCUUCUCUUUGCUGCCUCUUUUCACGGUCCAUGUGUCUUUUGUACAUUACCUGUCCAGCAGCUUCUGCGUUGCACAAAGUGUUUUAAAACUCUUUCUUAAUUUUGCUGAUGUAAAAUGUUAUGUCAGCUUUCUGUUUCUUCAAAGAUGUGAAUUCUUUUAAGUGUAAUCUAAUGCAGACUUUGGCUGGUACAUUUGUCAGAUUAUAAAUGAUGUGCCACCUUUUUAUUCCAGAGACGACAAAAAAAACUUUGAAAUAAUAAAUCAACAGUAAACAUGG